CAUCAGAGUCACAGAUUCAUUACCCUCUCCCCUGUCUUUCUCCUUCUCCAACAUUAUUCUUUGUCUAAAAUGGCACGAAUGAAGCUCUCUUUGUAGAUAUUGACGAAGCAACUGAUGAUGAAGAUUUCAAGGUGGUUCCCAAAUCUCUUCUAACUUCUUACCUUAUUCCCAAUCUUUGAAGUGAGGGAGAAUGAAGUAGUAUCCUACCAAAGAGAUUUGAAGAGCCUCAGAAAGAUGGAGGCAAUUCUCUGUCAAAUGAAUAGAGAAGAUUAGCUAGUGCAAGCUCCACUGUCACAACACCCAGGUAUAACCUCAUUGUUAAUGAUGUUAUGGUAUGUGAUACUACUUUAUCUAUGGACUUUUAAUAUGAUUUAUAUUUAUAUUGGAGGCUAAUUAUUGAAUUCAAACUUGCAGACUCAAAUGAAUGAGUUAGCAGAGCACAUGGAGGGAUCUUCUACUGACCCUGCAGCAUUACAGGAGCAAAUCUUCACACAAAUUAUGGGCCCAGAGCGACCUGGUCGUGUUCGGACGUUUGGAUUGGGACCGUCACCCACUGAUGUUUUUGGAGGUGGAUAUAGGCGGUCACAAGAGCAGAAUCGUCUCUUCCAAACUCAAGUUCAAGAACAAGUUCAAGAGCAACUUCAACGGUAUCAAAUGCAGUUUGAGUCGAAGAUGAAUGAAGUAAUGGAGAAACAAAUUCAGGCUAUACGCACAGAUUUUCAGUCACGAAUUCAAUUUUUGGAAUCUCAAUUGCAAGCUGCAGGCGUGCCCGUUGAUCCAGUUGUUGCACCAUCAAACCCAUUACAUAGGCAGCAGGUUGUGGAUUCACUUAGUAGUCAUCCCACUGUUCGGCCAAUGUCACAUCAACAACAAUCUCAUGCAUUUUCAUCCCAAGAGGUUCACCUUUCAAAGAAAGAGAAGAAGAAUAAGAAGAAAAAGAAGAACUAACAAGGUAAACGUACUAAUAUCAC
This is a messenger RNA of Camellia sinensis, 971 nucleotides long. NCBI's taxonomy places the organism in Eukaryota, Viridiplantae, Streptophyta, Magnoliopsida, Ericales, Theaceae. The record is from RefSeq and is a predicted model, not a curated record.